Messenger RNA from Leptopilina boulardi, 5608 nucleotides. RefSeq names its product arginine-glutamic acid dipeptide repeats protein-like. Gene Ontology annotation, cellular component: nucleus. Gene Ontology annotation, molecular function: transcription corepressor activity. The record is from RefSeq and is a predicted model, not a curated record. NCBI's taxonomy places the organism in Eukaryota, Metazoa, Arthropoda, Insecta, Hymenoptera, Figitidae. Bases 512 to 5014 code for a protein of 1500 amino acids. The transcript is spliced from 8 exons.
UGUUUGUGUUGGUGCGGUGAAUCUGGUGAAUCAGUGAAGAGAAUGCACGUCAUACAUAUGUUUACACGCACACAGUAAAAGGGAUUAAAGUUACCACACACAGACACGUUGAAUGUCAAUAGGAACGAAACGGAAUCGGAACACACCCCCACGAGAAGAAAAGCGAAACAAAUCGCAGUCAUCGCAGUCAAUCGCAGUACAAGAUGGCUUCCCUCGGGUGUUGUGGUUGACGUUAUUUACAAGGAUAUAUAUUUUCUACAAUUCUCAACCGUAAUUAGGUCGUCGUCGACCUAACUAGUUUCAUUAUUCACAAGUCAGUGUUGUGCAAAAAUCAAGGUGAAUGAAUUGAAUGGCGACCGGACUGAUCGGUUUCCAAACAAAAUGCGAACAUCUCAAGACUGAGGCACACUUGUGACUUCUGGGGGGUGGAUGAUAGAAAUUUACCUAAAAGGGAAGAGUGAAGCCAGUCGAAACACUGGAGAAAGACGGCGGAGCUUUGGAGGAGGGGGAGAUGUCCGCCGGCACCCAGGGAGAGAUUCGGGUUGGUCCAUCGCACCAGGAAUUGGUUUCUUGUCAGGCCCGAUUGCCUGAGUAUCGGCCGGGUAUUCCUUCUGGUGAGCUGCUUCCUGAUCCUGAGUUUUCCAAGGAACGCGAAGAGCUAAGAUGGGUCCCAGCAAUGGCAUUGGAUCUCGAUCUUCUCAUGUACCUGAGUGCGGCUCGUUCAAUUGCCGCGUUCGCUGGUAUGUGUGAUGGAGGAUCGACUGAUGAUGGUUGUGUGGCAGCUUCCCGUGACGAUACAACCAUCAAUGCCUUUGAUAUCCUUCACGAUUCUGGCUAUGACCCAACAAGAGCAUUACAAGCCCUCGUCAAGUGUCCUGUACCAAAAGGCAUCGAUAAAAAAUGGUCUGAAGAAGAAACGAAACGAUUCGUCAAAGGUCUUCGACAAUUUGGGAAAAAUUUCUCUCGCAUUAAGAAAGAUCUUUUACCACACAAAGAUACGCCAGAGCUCGUGGAAUUCUAUUAUUUGUGGAAGAAGACGCCAGGGGCGAACAAUAAUCGACCGCAUCGAAGACGCAGAGCUCAAGGUUCUCUGCGCAGAAUACGCAACACGAGGAAUUCAAGGGCCGGUACACCGAAGGAGGAGGCUCCUGUUCCACCAAAAGACGUGCCUCCAAGUACGACGAACGUCAAGGAGCAAGCUUCGGAGCCGGAAAGUGCUCCCGCCGGCACUCCGGCAAUUGCCAACAAUAAUGGCAAUCCCGGUGGUGAAGUCAGUUCAGUGACUGAAGAUGACAAUUCGGAAGAGGACAGCGACUCAAGGGAUACUAAUACAAAUGGUGUAAAUCACUCGUGUCAACAUUGUUUCUCAACGAAUUCAAAAGAUUAUCAAGUAACCGGUAAGGAUAGGCUGUUACUUUGCGCAGAAUGCAGAGGACACUUGAAAAAGUCAGGGGAAUUACCACCUGCGCCGCCUUAUCUCUUCCGCCCAGUGCCAGCUGAGUCACCCGACAGUCCUGGUAGAAUGCGAACGAGAAAUAAGGCCAAGGAAAUCCCGAGACCGGCUAGACCUAGACGAACUGGUGGUACCGAUACACCUGAUCAAGAAAAACAACAGUCACAACAGCAGCAGCAGCAGCAACCAAGUAGUGAGAAAACGAAAAAUAAAAAGAAUUCCAAUAAGCCAGAAACGCCGAAAAAGGGCCAAAAAAGAGUGGCUGUCGAGGAAGUCGAAGAGGAAAAGGAUCCUCAGAAACGAAAACGCGGUGAGCGACCUGACAGUCCCUCGGAAUCACUCACAACUGACAGUAAUUCUCUUAUGGAUGAGCCCGAGAGAGAAGCAGAGGGAGAUUCGACGGAACAGCCUCCAGUCGCACCGCCAGCGCCAAUUGAGGAACCUGUGAGUCCAGCAACGACGACGACGACGACAACCACAACAACGCCCGAAGAAAUACGUGUACCAACGCCAAUUCCGGCGCCAAUUCAAACUUUACCAAUAUCAGUUCCUGUUAUACACACCCUCGACAAAAAGCCCCCAGUCGAGGACGUAUCACCCGAAAUGAAAGAACAAAUUGAACAAGUGCCAUUACAGAUGACUCAACCGAUGAAAAUCGAACCUUUGUCAAUUGAACCCGCUGUCACGCCACCCGAGGAAUCAAAGGAACCCGAACAACAGCAACAACAACAACAACAAGUCAAUCUCACAGCACCAACGCUACCGCCUCUAAAUAUUCCCGACAUUAGUCAAAAUGUACCUCGCAAUUUGUCCCAAUCAAUCGGACCUCAAUUAUGUCCGUCUUCCGUUGUUCCACCUUCCAGCCAACAAACACUACCCCUCAGUAUGCAAUACGCCAGCAGUCUGCCUCCAGUCAGUCAAAAUGUGCCUCAAAAUCUCUCGCAGAACAUUCAAAUACCACCGAGUUUACCGCAAAAUAUGACAACCGCACAAAAUAUGGGACCAGCACAAAACCUUUCUUUACAACACACCGAAAUAUCCAACGCACAAACAUCCGGAGGACCGCCACUGCAACAACAACAACAACAACAACAACCACCACCGCAACAACCACCUCCUCUAAAUCUCAACAUACCGCAAAACAUGACAACAACGGCAACAAUGAACCAAAUGCAAAUGAUGCCCGGCUCACCACAACCCCUCGGUCUCACAGUGAUGCCACCCGAAAACAGAAUAGACUCACGAAUUUCCGAAGAUCGUCUAACCGAUCGUCUAGAUCGAAUUCCAGACAGAAUUCGCGAAAACGACCGUAAUCAAGACCGCAUACGCGAUCGUCUACCACUACCACCUCAACCCGAAAACAAUGAACCACCCGAGAGACCAGAACCACCAAAUCUCUUUCAACCAAUACAACCACCACCUCUAAUGGCGCCGGAAAAAAUCUACAAUCUCGCCAGUACACCGCCAAUGGAGCCGCAAAAUCUCGUGAAACAAGAGAUAAUCCCACCCGAACCCGAUCCACUGCAAAGUCUCAAGGAGGUGAAAGUACCUGGAUUCCAAACAAGUUUCCCCGGACCCAGUAUCGACAAUAUCAAAAAGGAUCCCGACAGUACGAGUAAACCCUCAACGCCAAGUAAACACAUACACUCGACAAAUCCCCAAGUGCCACAAAUGCAAUCGGUUGCCGCCUCACCAACCCUGGCGCCACCACCUCCAACAUCGUUGGCCCAACCUGUUAUGCAUCCAUCCCAACAGCCAAGUCCCCACAUGGCUCAUCCAUUCCAUCCCCAUCAUCCCCUAAUGCAUCCAUCUUUAUUCGCCGCAAUGCAUCCCUAUCAUCCCCACUAUCCCGGCUAUCCUCCAGUGAGUGGCUAUCCCUCUUUCCCACCCUAUCCCUACGGUCCCGUUCCCCACGCAAUUCCACCGCCCUCACCCCAACGAACCCAAGAGAAUCCCAAUCUAAUGGCCGCCCAUCACUCAACACCCAACGUUGUUCAAAAUCGCGAAGAAGAAAACAUGAUCCACCAUCACGCGCCUCUUCAUCAAUCGAAUCUACAUCACGAUAAACUCCUAGCAAUUUCCUCCCAUUCUUCACACAACACUCAACGUAAACCCUCGUCUUUGGUUUCCGCUUCCUGUUUAAUAUCAAGUUCCGCCCAACAAGUACCACAACCCCAACAACAGCAGCAGCAACAACAACAACAACAGCAACAACAACAGCAGCAGCAACAACAACAAUCCAUACCACAGCAUCAUCAUUCCCAUCAUCAUCGACCCCAUCAACCUGAACCAAAACUAGAACCCGAAAUUGAACACGAACCAGAGGAAUCGCCUAGUCCAAAUCGUGGUCCAAGUCCCGAGCCACGUAUCGACGAUUCCGAAUGUCAUCGUUCACAAUCAGCGAUAUUCCUGAGGCAUUGGUAUCGUGGCGAUGAUAAUUCAUGUACAAGAACGGAUUUAAUGUUUAAACCAGUACCUGACUCGAAACUUGCGCGUAAACGUGAUGAGAGAUCGAGAAAACAAGCCGAAAGAGAGCGUGAGGAACGUGAUCGUGUUGCGGCGCAACAAAGAAAAAUGUCAACGCCUGAGAAACAACCGGAAAUAUGUAAACCACCAAGUCGAGGACCAAUGGAACCGGUUGUUUCGCCUUAUGAUCGUUAUGCAACGCGACCUGGUAGCUAUGCCGAUACGCCUGCAUUGAGACAAUUAUCGGAAUAUGCAAGGCCACAUGCGGCAUUUUCACCUGCACGUCAUCCGGCGCCACCCGAUCCAAUGAUUCAUUAUAUGUAUGGACCGGGUGCAAGGGAACGGCUUGAAUUGGAGCAUCUUGAAAGGGAGAAGAGGGAACGUGAACUCAGGGAAUUGCGUGAACGUGAAUUGAAUGAUAGAUUAAAGGAGGAAUUGUUGAAGGGUACACCGAGACCAAUGCCAGCGCCUGUUGAUCCACAUUGGUUGGAGAUACAUAGGAGAUAUGCUGCGGCUGGUUUAGCGCCUGGACCCUCGGGACCACCGCAGGGACUUCAUCAAUUUGGAUUGUAUGGAGCGCCACCGGGACAACUCGAGAGGGAACGAUUGGAACGAUUAGGUUUAGGAAUAACAACUGCAACUGGCGGUUGGCCAGCGAUUCCUAGAUCGGGAUCAGGGGCUGGCCAUUCGGCAGCGGAUCAUCAACAAUGUCAGCGGAAUGAGUGGCUUGCUCUAGCUGCCGAUCCGAUGGUCCGAUUGCAGAUGGCUGGUCUCUCAUCGGCUGAGUGUACUCACUUUCAUGCGCAUACUCAUUUGCACCUUCAUCAGGAGCAACAACAGCAAGAAGCAGCUGCGGCUGCAGCUGGAAAUCGUUUGCUUGCGGCCGCAGGAGCAAAUUAUCCACGCCCUGGAAUGAUACCACGUGAUCCAACGAUGGGUCUUCAUCCAGCGGAACUUCUUGGAAGACCGUACGCGGAUAUGGCGGCCCAUCACGAACAGCUUCAACGUCAUCUUAUGGUAGAAAGAGAUAGACUUCCUCCACACGCCUCGGUCUUUGUCCAUCACGAAGAGUACCUAAGACAACGUUUUUUAUAAACUUUGGCCAUAGUUGGAGUGAAUAUUGUAAAUUAAACUUUUAAAAAUCACAGCACGUUAUUCAUAUAGGCAAAUGUAAUUUUGAUACAUCUUUUUUUUUAUUUUUAUUUUUUAAAAAAUCCCGCGACAUGAAAAUUCCAUUUUACCACAUUUUUUUUAGACAAAAUUAGUAAAAGUAUUAUAAAAGUAAAAAAAAGUAAAAGUAUUAUAAUUAUAAAAGUAUAAUUAGUAAAUUAGCCGAGUAAAAUAAAUGAAAUGAAAAUUCAAAUAUUUUUCUAAUUUCGAAAAGUGAGUAAAAAUAACGACGGUUUGAGCCCUUAUUGAAAAUUUUGAUUCAAAUAUAUUAUAUUGAAAAUUUUAAUAAAAAUAAAUUUUCACAAUUAUUGAAUAUUAAAUAUUCGUUUUUAAUUUACUUGUAUUGAAAUGUAUAAUUUUUCUUUUAAUUUCUUUUUUAAUUUAAUAUUUAAUUUAAUAUUGAGUUUAAUUUUUAAUUAAAUAAAAACGAAAUUUUUUUUCGCAUAAUGAAAGAAUAGGGAGGAGAAAAUAGGAGAUUUUUUUUUUGUAAAAUAAAACUAAAAUCAAAGAUGUUUUUUU